GACUUCCAAUUUUAUUAUACAUUUCUUUGCUUGUCAUGCGAAAGAUUCUUACGAAAUAAUUCAGGAAUGUUUAAAACAAUCGCACCCUAAAUAAUUUAAAAAACAAAUCUUUGCAUGUCGUUGUCAGUAAUAAAAUAUUUCUUCGCUUUGCAGAUGCUGCUGGAUGCUGCCCUCUACAAAAUAACGAAACGCAUAUGUUCAUGUGUAUGUAGUUCUUACUUUCUUACUAAGAAAAAAUACAUGAAUUGCGUGGGUGGAUCCGGUGAAUCCUAUGCCUGUUUAAAAGGUACAGAUGAGUGGUACGGCGAUAAAGUAAAGUAACGUGUACAAAAAUAGUACUACCGAUAAGAGUACACGUCAAUUUCGAAAUCGUUCACACCUUUCUACGGCUGGAAAACCACGGAGAACUAUAUUUAUAUACAUAUGUGUGCGCCGACUGAAGUUGAUCAAAAAUGAAAAGUUAUCAAUUAACUUGGUUCAUUUUGAACGUAUGCUUAGUGUAUACUUUCAACUUGGAGCCAAGAAUACCUGUUAUUAAAAAAGGACCAAGUGGCUCUUAUUUCGGUUAUUCUGUAGCCGAACAUCAAGAAAUAUCUCACGAUAGCUCAGACAAACCAAAAAGCUGGAUGUUAAUUGGUGCUCCUUUAGGCCAAAACAGACAACCAGAAACUAACAGGUCUGGUGCAUUAUGGAAAUGCCCUUUAACAACAACCAAAUUUAAUUGUACUCAAGUGAUCACAGAUGGACGAUCAACAGAAGGAGGUCUGUAUGAUACAAGUGUUGAUUCUGAUGAGUUAGUGCCACCAAGUAAUGAUGAAAUCAAAGAUAAUCAAUGGUUAGGAGUAACAGUUCGUAGUCAAGGUGUUGGUGGUAAAGUAAUGGUUUGUGCACAUAGGCACAUUGUAAAAACAGCAGAUUCUCAGUGGGGUCAAGGACAAUGUUAUAUAUUAACACAAAAUUUGAAACAUCAAGAUUUAAAAAAACCUUGUUCUGGAAAACCAACGAACAAAGCACACGAACAAUUUGGUUAUUGUCAAGCUGGAACUAGUGGUGUACUUACUUCAGAAGAUCGUGUUGUUAUUGGUACACCAGGUCCUCACACUUGGCGAGGAACUCUAUACAUUCUUACGAUUUCAGAUGAAUUUUUAACUAGAGAUAACACAGUUUAUAGUCCUCCAAUGCAAGAUGCUUAUCCUGUCAGUAAAUAUAGCUAUCUAGGAAUGUCUGUUACUGUGGGAAACUUUUUUGGUAAUGGAUUAGCUUAUGGUGCUGGAGCACCACGCUCAAAUGGUACUGGUCAGGUCAUUUUACUUAUAAAACACGACACUAAACCAAACAUGGAAGUUGCAUUGACUCUGGGUGGUGAACAAUUCGCUUCGAGUUUCGGAUAUGAAAUUACUUCUGCAGAUGUCAAUGGAGACAAAAUUGCUGAUCUUAUUGUGGCAGCACCAUUUUAUUUCAACAAAGCAGAAGGAGGUGCUGUAUAUGUAUACACACAGUUACAGAAAUUAUAUAAGGAUAAUAAAAGUGUAAAACUUAUAACUAUGGAAAAAGGUAAACCUGUUAAACUUGUCGGGCGUGGAGAAUCCAGAUUUGGAUUUGCAUUGACAAAUUUGGGAGAUUUAAAUAAAGAUGGAUACGAAGAUAUUGCCAUUGGAGCACCUUACGAAAAUAAAGGAGCUGUAUAUAUAUAUCUUGGUUCUAAAAAUGGAAUAAUUACAGUGCCAUCACAAGUAAUACAUGCAGAUGAUAUGCCAGAACCAUUGCAAACAUUUGGUUACUCGUUGAGUGGAGGAAUUGAUAUGGAUCAAAAUGGAUAUUCAGAUUUAUUAGUAGGAGCUUAUGAAAGUGAUGCUGUAGCACUUCUUCGUUCAAGAAAAAUUAUUGACAUCACUACUUAUAUUCGCUAUUUAAAAAAAGAUGGCACAUAUCAAGAAAAAAUAGAACCUAUUGAUCCCAAUAGAGUUGGAUGUACAGAAGACCCUUAUUCAAAUCACACAUGCUUUUCGUUCGAAGCUUGUUGUAAAACGGAAUCACUCGUAAAGGAGGAAGAUAUGCAAAAUUUGAAAUUGAAUUAUUAUAUCGAAGCUGAAACUUAUACUGGAGUUAAAAAAUUCUCCAGAGUUUGGUUUGACACUGGUAAUGUACGACCGCAUUAUGUGAAUCGUACAGUUACUUUAGAUUCGAAAAAGUUUGAACAUUGUCAGAGAGAAAUAGUUUACUUAAAGGAAAAUACGCGUGACAUUCAGUCACCUAUUAAAUUUCGUUUAAAUUAUUCUCUAAUACAAGAAGAGCCAAUUAUGCCUGCUGAAGGAAAACCUUUACCCGAUAUAAAGAAUUAUCCUAUAUUGAAUCAACAAGAAGCUGCACGUGUGUUUGAAGCAACCUUCCAAAAAGAUUGUGGCAAUAACGAUAUUUGUGAAAGUGAUCUACAAGUAAAGGCUCGAUUAAAUUUAUCAGCUUCUUCUGUGAAACCAAAUUUCUAUGAACUUCUGUUGGGUGAAAGAGAAGAAGUUGUGGUGGAUGUAAAUGUAUCUAACAUUGGAGAAUCAGCAUAUGAAGCUCAACUGUUCAUCGUUCAUUCUCAAAGCUUGAAUUACAUUGCUAGUAAAAGUAAUGAUUCUGUAAUUUGUAAUUUACAUAACACCACCAUAGUAGCUUGUUCUAUUGGAAACCCAUUUAAGAAAGAUAAAAUGGUAAAUAUACAAAUACGGUUUGAUCCCAAGGAAUUGGAAGACAACGAGUCGCAAUUAGGAUUUGUGAUAUUUGCAAAUUCUACUUCGAAAGAAGUAAAAGAGAAAGAACCUACAAAAUUGCGAGCAACGGUACUAAAACGGGCAGAAUUAUCAAUUAAAGGGAAUGCAAAAAUUCAAUCGACGUUUUAUGGUGGACCAAUUAUAGGUGAAUCAGCUGUAAAACACUUAAGUGAAGUAGGACCUAAAGUUUCGCAUAUUUACGAAGUAUUUAAUGAAGGUCCAUGGAGAGUAAGUAACUUAGAAAUUCGCAUUUCAUGGCCUUACGAGGUUGCAAAUGAUAAGGCCCAUGGAAAAUGGCUGUUGUACUUAGAAGAGUUACCAACUGUUGAACCUUUUGGACAUGGCGAAUGUAUGCCACUACCAGAGCAUGUACUUAAUCCAUUGAAGCUACAAGACAGUGCUAACGAUGAUGAUAUGGAUGUUUCUUCAUCUGUAGUAUCUACGCCUCCUACAUUACACAGUUAUAUCAAUCACGUAAGAACAAGGAGAGACACAGAAAAAGUUCUUAACACGCAUAUUAUUACUGAUAAGGAUGGUCAUAGACGACAAGUAGUUUCGAUGAAUUGUAAAGCAGGGACUGCAAAAUGCUUUAACAUUACAUGCUUUAUAUUCAACUUACAAAGGAAACAAGAAGCAGUCAUAACUGUUAAAGCAAGGUUAUGGAAUUCUACUCUUGUAGAAGACUACCCGAAAGUGGAUCAGGUACACAUAGCUUCUAAUGCAGAAAUAAUUAUUCCACAAAAUGUUACAAUACAACAAGAAAAUUUGAAAGAUGAUCAUGCAAAUGCUGAGAUGAUUGUAUAUCCACAUCUUCUUGAUCUACAAGAUGCUGAACCUGUGCCAAUUUGGGUAUACAUAGUGGCUGUGGUAGCAGGUUUGAUCUUAUUUAUUUUACUUACAUUAGUUCUCAGAAAACUUGGAUUCUUCAAAAGACGACGGCCAGAUCCCACUUUGUCCGGAAACCUCGAGAAGCACAAAGAUGACAAUCCAGAAAGUGAAGCGUUAUGUAAACGAUCGUUAUGAAGAACUAUUUGUUAUGCAUUUUUACUUAAACCAUUUCUUCGUGAACUUUCAUGAUUACUUACGUUUAGAGUACUUACAAUGAAAGAUAACGAUAGAUAACUGCGCUCAAAGUUAAGAGAUAUACGAUGCAACAUUGAAGCAGCUAAUGCAAGAGGUUUGAAAUCGAUAUCAUGAUAUAUUGAUUUAUUUAUAGAUAUACUAUUUUUUAAAAAAAAAAGGUGCGAAAUUUUUAUGAACUUUAUUAAUAUAUCAUGCAUACUCAUCAUCUCAUGAUCUUCCGUUCAUAUUUACAUUCUCAGACAUGACUAUUGUCAUGUAUAUUUUUGUGCCAUUGUUAAUUUUGUCAUUAUACGAUAUUCUUGCAUAUACACACAAUACAUUCAGUUAUACCAUCUUGCAAAUACAUUUUUAUUAGAGGCUUUCACUGAUGCAGCUUUAUAUAUUUUUAUUAUUAUAUUUUAUUAAUUUAAAAUACUUAAUGUAUUAAAAUGAUUAAAAAUUCAACAUAACAAAGAAA
Messenger RNA from Hylaeus anthracinus, 4296 nucleotides. It is a transcript of the gene mew, whose product is annotated as integrin alpha-PS1. The record is from RefSeq and is a predicted model, not a curated record. Gene Ontology annotation, cellular component: integrin complex; external side of plasma membrane. Bases 453 to 3779 code for a protein of 1108 amino acids. Gene Ontology annotation, biological process: cell-matrix adhesion; cell adhesion mediated by integrin; cell-cell adhesion. The transcript has 18 exons. Lineage: Eukaryota; Metazoa; Arthropoda; Insecta; Hymenoptera; Colletidae. Gene Ontology annotation, molecular function: integrin binding.